CACAUUGACUGACCUCAGCAAAAAUCUUGAAUGUAUUAUUUUUCUGAAUCAUAGACGACGUGCUGAAGAUUUAAGAACAAAUGAAAUCCCAAAGAUUGGUGGCAAAUAAUCAGGAAAAGAAAGGCUUUUCAUCUCAGGCUAAGAGGUUUCCCUCACCAAUCUGUCUGAAUGAAAAUCCAGGACCAGGCAGCUACGACUGCAUUUCCAGCACUGAGGUCAUCAGCCCGUCAUUCUCAAAGAAGGGCACUACAGGCUUUGUGGGAUCCAAGGCUGCCGGGAUUCCUCGUCACCCACAAAGAAACAUCCCACCACCAAAUGCAUACAAUCUGCAGGGCUCCUUCAUAAACAAGUACGACUUUAACACUGGAGUCUCCAGAGUGUUCAGGCUGCCUGUCGCCGUGCAGCUGGAAGAGCCAAAGCAUCAAAGUCCAGCCCCAAAUCAGUACCACGUCUGCAGCAGCUUUAGUAAAAGUAAAUGCUCGAUGUCCGGUACCUCAUCUUUCCUAUCAAAAAGUGCACGCAACUCAUUCUGUGCAAACACAAACGUGCCGUCACCAUGUCAUUAUAAGGUGAAAGAUAGUUCAAUCUUUCUCGGCCCAAAGACAAUUUUGUCUCCUUUUAAAUCAAAAACUGUGAGAGUACCUCCUCCAAAGGACUACUGUGUGCCAGGUCCAGGAGCAUACAGUCCCCAUCAGGCCCCCACACCGGUGAAGAGCAAACUGAGGAGAUAUUAUUUGGCAACAUCAGCACCUCCCGUCAUUGUUCCUAAGGACCCUCCCUUACCAGGACCUGGCCACUAUGACAUCACAAAUAACAACAGUCCAUUGAAGCAUCACAUGUCUUCUGCUGCAUUUGCAUCCACAACUGACCGGAUUCUCCAUGACUCACGUGCUGCUCUGGGACCCGGUCCAGGGUUCUAUGAGCCACGAUUGUUGUCAAAGCAGUCCUUCCUUUAUAGUGAGUCAAGGAUCUGGAUUCCUGUUUGA
Molecule: messenger RNA, 986 nt
Organism: Thalassophryne amazonica
Lineage: Eukaryota; Metazoa; Chordata; Actinopteri; Batrachoidiformes; Batrachoididae
Gene: stpg1
Product: sperm-tail PG-rich repeat containing 1
Exons: 8
Coding region: 81-986 (301 amino acids)
Biological process (GO): epigenetic programing of male pronucleus
Cellular component (GO): male pronucleus; female pronucleus; germinal vesicle
Molecular function (GO): histone binding; chromatin binding
Source: RefSeq, a predicted model, not a curated record